GUGGUGGUCGACUUUUUCGCAACAUGGUGCGGGCCCUGCAAAACACUCGCGCCCAUACUCGAGGGACUUGAGCGUAAGCACACAUCGACCAUUUUUGCCAAGAUCGAUGUGGACCAGGCCCAGGACUGCGCCAAACAGUAUGGGGUCUCUGCCAUGCCAACCAUUCUCUUUUUCAAAAACCGUUCUGAGGUCAGUCGCGUCGUAGGUGCGGAUGUGGGCAAAAUCCAGGCCUUGAUCAAGACCUACGAAGGCGGGUCUUCGUUUAGUGGAACUGGACAGACCUUGGGAGGCAGCAGCAGCAGCAGCAGCAAUAAUUUCGCGGACAAAUCCGCCUCGCCAUCGAUUGCGGGUCGCAGAAACCGUGCAUUGGACAGCGAGCCAUACCAUAUGCGUCUUUGGACCGCCCUUGGGCAUCUCUCCACAGGCGUACUUAAUUUUUGUGCUCGAUGCGUCCAGAGUGUUUUCUUUGCUGCGACCUCUGCAAAGGCAGGGCUUGUUCGUAGUGGCAGCGCAUCAGCUGAAGUUAAGACCAUCGAGGGUCCUGGGGGAAGCUGCCAGAUCCAGGUGCGCAUGUUGGAUGGAUCAUCAAUCCGCGGGGACUUUGAGCCGGAGCACACGGUACAACGAGUGCACGACUUUGUUCGGGCAAACAUGGAAGCAAGAGGCAUCAAGGCACCAGGUUUCUCGCUGAUGACCAACUUUCCAAAGACGUGA
Gamsiella multidivaricata is the source of this 714-nucleotide messenger RNA. RefSeq names its product thioredoxin-like protein. The transcript has 2 exons. Gene Ontology annotation, molecular function: protein binding. Lineage: Eukaryota; Fungi; Mortierellomycota; Mortierellomycetes; Mortierellales; Mortierellaceae. The record is from RefSeq and is a predicted model, not a curated record. The annotation marks the transcript as partial.